AUGGCGGAUCACAGACAAUCCUCUGAUACUCCUAGCAGCAUCCCGGACGACCUGAUCCCCGAGAUCAUCUCCCGCCUGCCCGCCCGAGCGGUCCUUCGUUCCCGCGCCAUCUGUAAGCUAUGGCGCAGCAUCAUCGACGACGACCGGUUUCCCCACGCCCACCGCCGACAUCAGCCGCACAUGCCCCUGCUGCGCCUCUACCGCGACGGCAGCCUAGCGCCCCCGGAACUGAACCCGCCGCACUUGCGCGUCCGCAUCGAAGGCAUCGACCUCCGCGCUCGCGCGUCCCAGCCGGUGAUCCGUUUCGCCGUCGCUCAAGAGCACAAGCAUGCCAUCGAGUCCGAGGAGCAGCGGCCGCGACGGGACCGCAAUUUCCGGUACAUCGAUCCGGCGAAGCUGUCGCACCCCAGCGCGUUCGACGUCCACGGCUCCUGCGACGGCGUCCUCCUCAUCUCCCACGGAUGGAGCAUAUAUGCAUACAAUCCUGCCACGCGCUGCUGGGCCGACCUCCCCGAAAACGACAGCACCGUCAUCGGCUUCUACGUGCAUCGCCCUUCCGGCAACUUCCAUAUCCUUUUGUCCAACCGGCUCCGUCGUGCCGAGCACUGGGUCUUCACCAUGGGCCACAAGGUGGUCCAGAGGCGCAUUCCCUCCCCCGAGUUUCUGUCCGAUCAGAAUAGGAUCCGCCCCGCCUGCGAGUCGCCGCCGGCCCUCGUCUCCGGCAACCUGCACUGGCUGCCGCAGAGCUUCCAGAGCGACAGACAACUGCUGGCGUUCGACACCGUCUCGGAGACGUUCCGGUGGAUGAGCCCACCCAACGUAGAUGCGGACGGACGGGCGCUGCUCGAGCUCGAGGGCAUGCUUACCAUGACCGUCAUGCGCGGGGAGAGGACGGUGCAGCUCUGGGUCAUGCCGGACUACCAGCAACCUGCCUGGUUCUGCAAGCUCCUGAUAGAACUUUAG
Molecule: messenger RNA, 963 nt
Organism: Aegilops tauschii subsp. strangulata
Lineage: Eukaryota; Viridiplantae; Streptophyta; Magnoliopsida; Poales; Poaceae
Product: F-box protein At3g07870-like
Molecular function (GO): protein binding
Source: RefSeq, a predicted model, not a curated record